This is a messenger RNA of Penicillium riverlandense, 711 nucleotides long. RefSeq lists its product as uncharacterized. The transcript has a single exon. The record is from RefSeq and is a predicted model, not a curated record. NCBI's taxonomy places the organism in Eukaryota, Fungi, Ascomycota, Eurotiomycetes, Eurotiales, Aspergillaceae. Bases 1 to 711 code for a protein of 236 amino acids.
AUGAACGGGACCGCCGAUAUUUGUUGGCUUGAUUCCCCUUCAACUUUGGACGAUGUUGCGCUGAGGCUACAGGCUGUCAAAGAGACUGGCAUGGACGCUGCUAUCGAUUUUCAUGGCCGUGUCCAUAAACCGAUGGCGAAGCAGCUUGCAACGCUUGUCCAGCCUUAUCGACCGUUCUUCAUUGAAGAGCCACUCUUACCUGAGCAUAUCGGUGCCAUUAAGGAGCUUUCACAGCUCAUAAGCUGCCCUAUAGCUUUUGGAGAGCGGCUCUACAGUAGGUGGGAUGUCCGGCCUUUUCUUGAAGCUGGAUGUGUGGACGUACUGCAGCCGGACAUUUGCCAUGUCGGUGGUAUUUCGGAACUCAGACGGAUUGCGGCAAUGGCUGAGGUAUAUGAUGUCGCCUUGGCUCCUCACUGCCCACUUGGUCCUAUUGCACUAGCAGCAUGCACGCACAUAGAUACAGUGUCCGCCAACUUUGCGAUUCAGGAGAUGGGCCUUGGAAUGCAUUAUAACAACACUGGCCAGGAUAUUGGUACCUAUGUUUUAAAUCCAGAGGUUUGGCAGGUCAAAGAAGGCUACAUCAAUGUUCUUUCAGGACCGGGCUUAGGUAUUGAGAUCAACGAGCCGAUGGUUCGACAAUUAAGUGAGGGAUGCAAGCCUUGGGAGCCGCCCAGUUUCAGAGGUCCAUGCGGGGAGAUCCGUGAGUGGUAG